GAACAUUAUAGUUUCAUUAAACUCAAUAGGACUCUUGCACAAAGGAAAUGUUGAAAUUCUUUUUUUCUGCAGAAAGUCCACUCUCUACCCCAGAAUGCCCCUCCCUGAACACAUUCUGAUUAUGCUGCUACAGUUGUCCUUCCUCAGUAGGGAGUCUUACAUUUGGGGGGCAAAACCAUCCUCUCAGCCUUAAGGGAAUUCAGUUUUAAUUUUCUCACACACAUAGAGACAACAGAAUACCGGACAAGGCAGAUGCCAGCACCAGUAGCUAACAGCCUGUGUGCAUGAUACACCCAUCGAGCAGUUGUGAUCAUUGGAGGACUCCUGGCUUUCUCAGGGAUGACAUUCAGGUCUUUUGGUUUCAACACUGUCUGGAUGUAUACAACUACUGGCUUCCUACCAGGUGUGACCAAAACCAGUCCUACAAAAUGCCCAAAGGAGAUCACCAAAGAGAUGCCAUCUUCAGUAGAGGAAAGCAAUAUACUUAUCUUGCAGCAGAAGAAGCUGCAGGUAUUGGAAUCCUUGUGGUGGUUCUUGCAGUUUUAUUGAUCAUUGGCUGCUGGUAUUACAAAAGGCGAUGUGGCUAUAAAAACCUUCGGAGUAAAAGCUCACAUGCUGGCACUAUGAGAAGAGUGGCAGGUGAAGAUGCCCCACUGGAUUGCAAAGCACUUUUACAGGAGUACAGCAACUUUAAUUCUGUGGUACCUGAUGCUCCACCAGCAUAUGACAAAGUCUCUGCAGAUCCAUUGCCACCACCUUACUCACCAUGAUGUUGAGUCAGUCUUAAACUCCAGGAAUACAAAUUGAUUCUCUUUGUGCUUUUGCUUAAACUCAUGUGCAAACCUAGCAUUCUUUAUGGGUAAACUGUAAUAAUAAAGUAUACAUUUCCAUGAA
Messenger RNA from Gopherus evgoodei (Goodes thornscrub tortoise), 894 nucleotides. RefSeq names its product melan-A (gene MLANA). Bases 285 to 770 code for a protein of 161 amino acids. The transcript has 6 exons. NCBI's taxonomy places the organism in Eukaryota, Metazoa, Chordata, Testudines, Testudinidae. Gene Ontology annotation, cellular component: trans-Golgi network; endoplasmic reticulum membrane; melanosome. The record is from RefSeq and is a predicted model, not a curated record.